CUCAGCUCUUGUCUCCUGCAGGACCUUACCUGUUCCUCGCUCCAGCGCUGUACAGUCCGCAGUCUCUGGUCAUCCCCUGCACUGUCUGCAGUCUCUGGUAAUCUGUACUAUGUCCCUGGUAUUUUCCCUGUACUAUGUCCGCAGUCUCUGGUCAUCUGUACUAUGUCCGCAGUCUCUGGUCAUCUGUACUAUGUCCGCAGUCUCUGGUCAUCUGUACUAUGUCCGCAGUCUCUGGUCAUUCCCUGUACUGUGUCUGCAGUCUCUGGUCAUCUCCUGUACUGUGUCCGCAGUCUCUGGUCAUCUCCUGUACUGUGUCCACAGUCUCUGGUCAUCUCCUGUACUGUGUCCACAGUCUCUGGUCAUCUCCUGUACUAUGUCCGCAGUCUCUGGUCAUCCCCUGUACUGUGUCCGCAGUCUCUGGUCAUCUCCUGUACUGUGUCCGCAGUCUCUGGUCAUCUCCUGUACUGUGUCCGCAGUCUCUGGUCAUCUCCUGUACUGUGUCCGCAGUCUAUGGUCAUCUCCUGUACUGUGUCCGCAGUCUCUGGUCAUCUGCUGUACUGUGUCCGCAGUCUCUGGUCAUCUGCUGUACUGUGUCCGCAGUCUCUGGUCAUUUCCUGUACUGUGUCCGCAGUC
Molecule: messenger RNA, 633 nt
Organism: Staurois parvus
Lineage: Eukaryota; Metazoa; Chordata; Amphibia; Anura; Ranidae
Source: the annotation of a GenBank genome assembly